GUAAAUAAAUCUCCGUCGUGGAGCAUAGUAUACAAAAACAAAAUUUGAAAAUAAAAAUAUGUCAUCGCCAAGAAAUUCUAUAAAGAAAAAGAGCGCGGUCACAGCGACUAAGGCGGCAACAGAAAAAUCACAACAAAAGCAACAGCCACCUGCUCCAGAAAGCAAAUACACAAAGACAAGGGAACGCAUCGUUGACGAUGUGCCUCUUCCGCCCGCCCACAAACUCACCAUGGACGAGGUGUACGAUGCCAAAACGGGGAAGCCGAAUUUCGAUGCUAUGCGUGCGUAUUUCUUGCAAGAAGGACGUAUGGAGGAGGCUCCUGCGCUGCGCAUUAUCAAUGAGGGCGCGGCCCUAUUGCGGGCUGAGAAAAAUAUGAUUGAUGUAGAAGCGCCGGUAACGGUGUGCGGAGACAUACACGGCCAGUUUUUUGAUCUCGUCAAACUAUUCGAAGUUGGCGGUCCACCAGCCUCGACAAGGUAUCUCUUUCUUGGCGAUUAUGUCGAUCGGGGUUAUUUCAGCAUUGAGUGUGUGCUUUACUUAUGGGCCUUGAAGAUAUGCUAUCCGACGACACUGUUUUUGCUGCGCGGCAAUCAUGAGUGCCGUCACCUUACAGAAUAUUUCACAUUUAAGCAAGAAUGCAAAAUUAAAUAUUCGGAAGAUGUUUAUGAGGCCUGCAUGGACGCGUUCGACUGUCUGCCAUUGGCGGCGCUGCUAAAUCAACAGUUCCUUUGCAUUCAUGGUGGACUAUCGCCAGAAAUUUUCACUCUAGAUGAUAUAAAAAAGUUGAACAGAUUUAGGGAACCACCUGCUUUUGGACCAAUGUGUGAUCUGCUUUGGUCUGAUCCACUGGAAGAUUUUGGCAAUGAAAAAAACAGUGACUUCUUUUCUCAUAAUUCAGUGCGAGGAUGUUCCUACUUUUUCAGUUAUGGUGCUUGCUGUGAAUUUCUGCAAAAAAAUAAUUUGCUAUCAAUAGUACGUGCCCAUGAGGCGCAAGAUGCAGGCUACCGCAUGUACCGCAAAAAUCAGGCGACCGGGUUUCCUUCGCUGAUCACCAUCUUCUCAGCGCCCAAUUAUUUGGACGUCUACAACAACAAGGCAGCUGUACUCAAGUAUGAGAACAACGUUAUGAAUAUCCGACAGUUUAAUUGUUCGCCACAUCCAUAUUGGCUGCCAAAUUUCAUGGAUGUAUUCACGUGGUCAUUGCCGUUUGUGGGUGAGAAGGUCACCGAGAUGCUGAUGAAUAUUCUCAAUAUUUGUUCGGAUGAUGAACUGGUGUCCGGCCCGGACGAUGCGUUGGAAGAAGAGCUGCGCAAGAAAAUCGUUCUUUUACCAAUGAACACGAACACGAACAAUGCAACGCCACCAGCGGCGGCGAAACCAGUUUCUGGCGUGUCGGCGCUGCGCAAAGAGAUCAUACGAAACAAGAUCAGAGCUAUUGGCAAAAUGUCUCGUGUCUUCUCGGUGUUGAGAGAGGAAUCGGAGUCGGUACUGGCGCUGAAGGGUCUUACGCCGACUGGCGCUUUGCCGGUGGGUGCGCUUUCUGGCGGCAAGGAUUCACUGCGUAACGCGAUACAAACCUUGGGUGCCACACAGCAAAUCACUUCGUUUGCCGAGGCCAAGGGACUGGAUGCGGUUAAUGAGCGUAUGCCUCCCCGGCGACCAUUAAUGGUGGGCGGUGGCAACAAUACUAACAACAACAACAGCGAUACAACUAUUCACAAUAGUAGUAAUAAUAAUGGCACGAGCAAUAAAAGUGCCGACAUUAACCUCGGCAAGAAGGUUGUGAAACCGGCGACGGUGCGCUCCACCAGCUCAACGGCUAGCAAAUUUUAAUAGACUGUAGUUUAUAGGUUUUCUAACUAUCAUUUAGUUUUCUAUAUGCCUUAAAUAUUAAAUGCUCAUUCUUAUUUAUUUCUGCAUUCGACUUUUACAUAAAAUAUUUGAAUAACAUCAAUUUUAGUUAAUUUUGCUUAGAAAAAAUUUACACUUUUGUUAUUUUGCUAAAAUAAGAAAUCUUUUACAGUUAGCGCUAAAAUAAUUUAUGCUGCAUGAGAUGCUUGACAGAGUAUACUUUGUUA
Messenger RNA from Bactrocera tryoni, 2079 nucleotides. Its product is annotated as serine/threonine-protein phosphatase 2B catalytic subunit 1. The record is from RefSeq and is a predicted model, not a curated record. Lineage: Eukaryota; Metazoa; Arthropoda; Insecta; Diptera; Tephritidae. The coding region runs from base 59 to 1834 and encodes 591 amino acids. Gene Ontology annotation, cellular component: calcineurin complex; cytoplasm. Gene Ontology annotation, molecular function: calmodulin-dependent protein phosphatase activity; calmodulin binding. Gene Ontology annotation, biological process: calcineurin-mediated signaling. The transcript has 13 exons.